Molecule: messenger RNA, 1247 nt
Organism: Cephus cinctus (wheat stem sawfly)
Lineage: Eukaryota; Metazoa; Arthropoda; Insecta; Hymenoptera; Cephidae
Product: pro-resilin
Exons: 4
Coding region: 25-825 (266 amino acids)
Cellular component (GO): extracellular matrix
Source: RefSeq, a predicted model, not a curated record
ACUCUUCCCAAGUCGACCGGCAAAAUGAAUCGGCUACAGCUGUUGGGAUUGACGCUGGUACUGUCGUGUCUUGAUGGUGGAGUCCUGGCAGGCCUGUUGCCAGGCGGUACCGCCGGAAAUGGAUACCAGUAUAACAGGCCGACCGGAAACGGAUUUACUGGUGGUUUUGGUUCACCAGGAAAUAAUGCAUUUCCUGUUACGAGUUCUGGAGGUUUUGGAACACCUGGUAGUGGUGGUGCAUUUUCUCAACGUCCGACUGGUGCUUAUGGAGCACCAGGAUUCGGCAGUGCUGGAUCAUUUGGUGGUACCGGUGGCGGAACCGGUGCUUUUACUAGACCUUCUUCUACGUAUGGUUCGCCAGGAUAUACCGGAAAUCAAGGGGGUAAUGGAGGAUUUCAGGGUUCCGGUGGUUACCAAGGUGGUACCAAUGGCUAUCAGGGUGGUUACAAUGGGGACGAUGGCAGACCACAACCAUACAGCUUCCAAUACGAGGUGCGGGAUCCGCCAAGCGGAAAUGAUUAUUCUCAACAGGAAAGCAGCGACGGAAACACCGUGACUGGCGAAUAUCGCGUACUUCUGCCGGAUUCGCGCACUCAAAUAGUCAGAUAUACAGCGGACAAUGUAAACGGUUACAAUGCCGAUGUUCAGUACGAAGGCCAAGCACAAUAUCCUCAGGGAAAUAUAGGGGGUGGUUUUCCAGGUGGUUUUGGCGCAGGUGGUUAUCAGACAGGAGGCGUUGGAGGCGGUGGUGGUAAUUUCGGUACUGGAUCUGGAAAUUUCGGUGGUUCCAAUCAAUACUUGCCACCCGGUGGAUAUGGAAAAUGAUACUGGAAACAUCCAAGAUAUCAUCGACGUCAUUGAAAAUUGACAUAGUUCGUACCAAUUUAAUUUUAUAAUUAACGAAAACAAAUGUAUCUUUAUCAACCAAUAAUUAUAUAAUUAAUUGAAAUUAGCAUUUGGCCAAAACUAAUAAUUUUUUGUAUAGAUUAAUCAAGAAAUACGUGAAAAUUAUUGUGUUUGAAUUUAGAGUAAAAACAUCAAAAUUUUAAUAUUAAUAUCAAUGACAAACGCUUCCAUGUUUCAUACGCUUUUUGUGAAAUAAUAUAUUUUCUACUGUACUUUUAUUUUAUAUAUACUAUUCUAUACUAUACCUUUCUAUAUUAUAUUUACAUAUAUAUCUUGCCGUACGUCACGAACGUGUUGCGCACGCUUACUAUAUUCAUAAUAAUAAUAAUAAUAAUACGUAA